Messenger RNA from Fomitopsis serialis, 460 nucleotides. RefSeq lists its product as uncharacterized. The transcript has 3 exons. The record is from RefSeq and is a predicted model, not a curated record. Bases 39 to 272 code for a protein of 77 amino acids. NCBI's taxonomy places the organism in Eukaryota, Fungi, Basidiomycota, Agaricomycetes, Polyporales, Fomitopsidaceae.
GAAGACACCGAGGUCGUCCGCGACCAACACCUCGCACCAUGGCCGCCAUAUUCUCUCCCUUCCGGCAGACCUACCGCUAUCUGCAACGGCAGGCGCAUGAACAACCCGUCAUCUUCUACUCCUGCAUCAUCGGCCUCACGGGGCCCAUCAUGCUCAUCACCGUUCCACCUUUGCGCAGGGCGUACGGCUACAAGACGCCAGAACCCAUCCCCACUACGUAUCCCCUCCCGAACCGGCCGAGGAGACCUGUGCAGGGCUACGAGGAUGAAUGAAGGCUGCCUAUGGGACCCUUGCCUAGGUGUUUUGUGUGUUGCGGAUUAGACACAGUGCCGAAUCAGACAGAUUUCAAAAGCCAAGAUUGUAUGUUGACUUUGUUCACCUUCACUCUGCCAGACACGCUGUCGCGGCGAGUUCGACUACUUCCUUUCUACUCGGGCACCCUCUCGGACAAAGUCGGCCA